This is a messenger RNA of Sclerotinia trifoliorum, 4359 nucleotides long. Lineage: Eukaryota; Fungi; Ascomycota; Leotiomycetes; Helotiales; Sclerotiniaceae. The record is from the annotation of a GenBank genome assembly.
ACCUUCGCAAAGUGUCACUCGAACUGGCAGUCCAGCCACAGCAUAGAAGAAUCCAACUCACAUUCAGCUGAACAUGAGAAGGGUGUUGUACCCAGAUGCAGACUUCUAGGUGGAUUCGAUAGGACAAAUGAUGUCAAAUUAUUCGGACGAAAAUUUGCAAGCGAAUGUGACAGAGCAAGAUAUGGCUGCCACGUUUGAUCUAUCAUUGGCUUUCGUUCUGAUAUCUAUUUUUGUGGUGAUUGGCAAUAACUUUCUAGAUUUGGUAUGUGAUGGAACAUUUUGAGCGUAUCAUUUCUUAACGUGGAAAAUUCUCCGACUUUAGACCCCAAAUCUUGAACGGUAGUGCUGUCGAAGAUCAAUAGCCUCAAAAUCAAGAGAAAACGGCUCACAAAAUAAGCUAGGUGCGUACCACAAGCUUGCCAUGUAUUGAAUGCCGUUGAAACUUGCGUUUAUCUGUUGGAGCAUGCAUCGUGGGAUAUUGAGAGUCUGGUGGAUGCGAUUGUAUCCUGAUAAGCAACCCUGAAUAAUCCUUCUCACCCAUGUUGCCGAUGUGCAGGUUCAAUACUUUCAUGCAGGCAAGAUUCACCAUGCUAUAUGUACGACAGCACUAUAGGCCAGGAACGCUUUGACUUGGCCAAUCUCUUCUCAAGUCGCAACAGAAGCGACGUCCAGGAUCCAAAAUGCAUGAGCAUCUCUCCCUAUCGGCACUCAGAAUUGUAGAUGCUCUCUGUUGGUUGGACCUAGAUCUCUAUCAAGUGAUAGAUCUUCUCAAGGAUAGCUUUUAGUAUUGAUCGGCCUCAGCUCAACACUACGACAUGCCUUUCGGACAUUGACCGGACCGGAACCUCUGCAUCUCGCUGAGAUUCUGAGCGAUAUUCUAGGAAUUAAAGUGGAAAUUGUAGAGGGAUAUCUUCAAGGAUUCAGGGUGUUCGGCCAAAGGCCUUCAAAGAUGUCGAGAUUUUUUGAGGAUGUCGAUUGACUAGGGUCAAAAUCCACGUUCGUGCUUUCACCUCUUGCACUCAAUUCUAGACGUGGUGCUUCGAUCAACCUUCAUGAAACCUUCCCGUUUAGCCUGAAGGUUGACCCUGUGUCUGUUCAGAGCUGGCAUCCGAAAACGGUGAGUUAUCGGCGUCGCUUCCGUGAACAUGUAUAUUAUGUGUUUGUCUUCGUUCAUGUGUCUACCCGUUUCUCUUCUCUUAUCGUCGUGCAAACCGCUUUCUUUACUUGAGCUACUUUACUUCCACUCUUUUAACUAUGGGUGUCCUUAGCUAUUUCAAGAUUUCGAAAGGCGAAAAGUCUGAAUCAAGCAAAGAGAAAUCUCCAGCUGGCCCAAAUUCUGUCGUUGAAAAUGAUUCACCUCGUCAUGGCUUUUCCGAGCCAUCACCAACUGCCUCGAGUAGGGUUAGCUUGUACAGCAACAAUCGUUUAGAUGAUAUCAGACAUCAAGUUAUUCUAAAUUAUCUUUGGCAGAAACAAAGAGGUUUGAUGUGGAUUAUGGAUAAUUCAGGACAACAUGAGGGUGUUAUGGUACGCAAAGAUAGGACAGAAUAUCUCUGUCGUCCUCCAGCCUUAGCUAGCUCCACCUUUGGUAGAGCUAUGAAGAUCAUGAACGUUUCAGUAAGUGCCCCUCUCUAGCCUUAACCUUAAAUUUAGCAAGAAGAUAUGACGCUAAUGUGGACCAUAGGCUGCUAUGACCAUCAACUCCACCGUUGUUCAACCAUUUCUCACAAGAUCGCCUGACGCUCUUGAUGUUCCUCUUACAAACGGCCUUAGGGUUCAAAUUCUACCAACGCUCGAAGACCUUCCUCGUGCUCGCAGAGCUCACUACGCUGCUUUCAUUGCUAGAGAGGCCCUCCUUGUCGUUUGGGAAGAUGACCCAACACUCCUUUUUGAUAGAGCCAAAGCAAUCGAGGAUGGUUUACUGCAAACUAUCUGGAGUGCCACUGACAAUGAAAAGAUUGAAACUCUACCUCGAGCUCAUGUCACUGAGGUUGAUGAAGAGUCGGGACAACCUGUCGAAGACAGACCGAUUAUGUAUCUCAAUUCAUUCAUGGUCGCGUGCUCGAUCUGUAUUCUGGUGUGUAUUAUGGGUCUUGGGUAUGCCCAGCUUGCGCUAGAGGUUGUCGUCUUGAAACAUUGGAUAUCCCUUUGCUACCUGGUCAUGACCCCAAUAUACUGCUUCUUCACACUGGUAUGUCAUCGGCAAUAUUAAAUACCAUCUCUAUGGCUACUAACUUUAAGUAGUUCUUCACAAGCGUGGUAAUUGGUGUUCUCAUGCAAUGUUUCGGUCCAAUCCAGCAGCUUUCCAGGAACACGAAGUUCUUCUCUGCAAAAGCUCCACCUCGUCUUCUUACUACGACACUACCACAUGUUACCAUUCAAUGUCCUGUGUAUAAAGAAGGUUUAGCUGCCGUUAUUGCUCCAACAAUCUCCUCAAUCAAGAAAGCGAUCUCUACCUACGAAUUGCAAGGCGGGUCCGCAAAUAUCUUCAUCAAUGACGACGGUCUCCAGCUUCUUGAUGAAGCCAGUCGACAACAAAGAAUCGACUUUUACGCUGAUCAUGGCAUUGGCUGGACCGCCCGUCCUCCCAACGGUCAAAAUGGUUACACGCGCAAAGGAAAAUUUAAGAAAGCCUCGAACAUGAACUAUGGACUUGCGCUAUCCAAUGCUAUCGAAGAGAAACUUCAAGCUAUUGAGAGACCCGCUACUUGGACCCAAGUUGACGAAGUUGCUGCUUUUGAAUCUUGUCUUGCGGAAGUUCUUGACGAGAAUCCUGAAGCGUGGGCCGAAGGAAACAUCAGGGUUGGUGAUUAUAUUCUUAUCAUCGAUUCGGACACUCAGGUUCCAGAAGACUGUUUACUUGAUGCUGCCAGCGAAAUGGAACAAUCUCCAGAUGUAGGCAUUAUUCAGUUCUCUUCUGCCGUCAUGCAAGUAUCGCACAACUUUUUUGAGAAUGGCAUUACCUUUUUUACCAACCUUAUCUAUUCUGCUAUUCGUUAUGGUGUUGCAAAUGGUGGUGUGGCAGCAUUCGUAGGACACAAUGCAAUUCUUCGAUGGUCUGCUAUCCAGGAGAUCGCUUUCGAGGAUGAAGAUGGUCAUGAACGGUUCUGGUCCGAGUCCUGCGUCUCAGAGGACUUUGAUAUGGCUCUCCGAUUACAACUUAAGCACUAUACAAUUCGCAUGGCUGCAUGGGCGGGCGAUGGAUUCAAAGAAGGCGUGUCCCUCACCGUGUACGAUGAAUUGACCCGCUGGCAAAAAUACGGUAAGAUAACCCAUUCUCUACGAUCGUGGCUCCUGCUAACCAUCAAAUAGCUUACGGCUGUAACGAACUUAUGUUUAACCCCAUCAGAACCUGGCUAUGGAAAUCUCCAUUCACACCUCUCUUUCGCAGAUUCAUCUGUUCGGGUAUCGAUAUCGGUUCGAAAGUUCAAAUCGUCGCGUAUAUUGGUACAUACUAUGCUUUAGGCAGUGCGUGGAUAAUCUGCGUUGCAAACUAUAUAUUCGUUGGUCUCUGGAACGGAUAUCUCGAUCGUGCCUAUGUCGGUUCAUGGCAGAAUUGGCUCGCUAUUACCGUAGUGUUUACUGGAGCUGGUAAUGUGGGUCUUGCGGUACAACGUCAUCGAUCUGGCGAAAAGUCUUUCCUUCCUGCUAGUAAGUUUUUACUCCCUUCACAUUCUCUCCACUCUUACAACCAUCUCUCGCAUUUAUUCCACUACCGCAUUCAAACUAACCAUUCUCCCCCAGUCCUCGAAAAUCUAAAAUGGUGCUUCAUGUUCAUGAUAUUCUUCGGCGGCGUCUCCCUACACAUGUCCCAAGCACUUCUGUGCCACAUGUUUGAAAUAAACAUGUCAUGGGGCGCCACAUCCAAAGAAGUAGAAUUUUCCAAUUUCUUCCUCGAAGUGCCCAAGAUUCUCCGAACUUUCAAGUACACAUACGCCAUGUGUAUUUUCGGCAUCGUAGCCAUGAUUAUCAUGGCUGAAGCAACGUUUCUACCAUGGAGCUGGAAUAUUGAUGAUUUUAUCGCUAUUUUCCCGCUGGGGGUUAUGUGCGCUAGUCAUUUGUUGUUGCCUGUGGCGUUGAAUCCGGAGAUGAUGACGUUUAGUUGGUAAUAGAGGAUGGUUUGGAAGAUAUGCGUGAUGUCUUGUAGUUGAAUUUUUGGUUGGCAUGGAUUCCGCGUGUUGGUUCGGACGUUCUUUAUAUUUAAAUACCUACCUACCUGGGUACUAGCUGGAUGGUGUAUUUAGUAUGCUACUUACUUACUAUACUCAUCUCGUGUGGAGGAUGAAGGUACAAAUUUAAUGGAUGGUGAUAGACUGGUGGGGUUAAAGUACAUAUUUUCUGCUAUAUAAAAUACCACUA